AUGCUUUUGCCUUUUUCCUUUUCCUUUUUUCUUUCUUAUACUUUCCUAUUCGUUAUUUCCUCUUCGCUUCAUUCCUUUAGUAAAUAUUUCCUUUUCUCUCUUUCCUUUUUUUUAAUUUCCGUUUCCCACUUUCCUUUUCGUUAUUUCCCUGCCUCUCUUUUCAUUUCUAUAUUUCUUUUUUCUUCUUUCCUUUUCGUAACUGCAUCUUCCCUCUUUUCAUUUCUAUAUUUCUUUUCUUUAUUUCCUUUUCCAUCUUUGUUUUUCUUCCUUCCCCUCUUUCUGUUCGAUAUUUCGUUUUCCCUUUUUUCUUUACUAUUUUCCCCACUCUCUUUCAUUUUCAUUAUAUCUUUUUCACUUAUUUGUUUUCUAUAUUUCUUUUCCUCAUUUUCUUUUUCAUUAUAUCAUUUCCCCUCUUUUUUGUUCUCUGUUUGCUAUCCCAUUCUUUCCAUUAGUAGAUUCAUAUUUUCCCUUUUUCUUUUAUUUACCACUCAUUCCUUUUCCCUGAUUCAUUUUUCAUAUUUCCUUUUCCGUAUUUCCUCUUUCCCAAUUUUCUUUUCUAUAUUUACUUCUUUCUUUUUCGCUAUUUCCUCUUCUCUCUUCUUUUAUUCUAUACACACUUUGUCCGCUUUCCUUUUCUUUAUUUCCUUUCCUGUCUUUCCUUUCCUCUAUAUCAUUUUUCUUCUUUCCAUUUCUAUAUUUCCUUUUAACUCUUUCUUUUUCAAUAUUCUCUUUUCCCUUCCUUCCUUUACUAUAAUUUCUUUCCCACUUUCCUUUUCCGUUUUCUUUUUCUAUAUUUCAAUUCCCAUCUUAUUUUUUUCGAUAUUCCCUUUUCUCUACUUCGUUUUCCGUCUUUUCUUUUGCGUUAGUUACCUUUUCCUCUUUCCUUUCGUUAUUUGCUUUUCCCUACUUCAUUUUCCCUCUUUCCUUUUCCUUUGUUCAUCUUCCCUCAUUUCUUUGCUAUAUUUCAUUUUGCCUCUUUCCUUUACUUUAUUUCCUUCUUCGUUUUUCCUAAUCGUUAUUUCUUUUCUUCUGCUUUCUUUUCUAUAUUUCCUUUUCCCUCUUUUCUUUUCAUUAUUUUCUUUUUCCCUCUUUUCUUUUCAUUAUUUCCCAUUCCCUCUUUUCUUUUCUAUAAUCCCUGUUGGUUCCCUCUUUUUCUAUAUUUAUUUAUUUCCUCUUUCCUUUUGGUUAUCUCCUUUUCCCACGUUACUUUUUCGUUAUUUUCUUUUUUCUCGUUUCUUUCCUUUAUUUUUUGAUUUCCCUUUUUCUUUUUCGUUAUUACCAAUUACCUCAUUUUGUUCUAGAUUUCCUGUUCCUUAUUUUCUUUUCGCUCUUUUCUACUCCAGGGUUCGUUUUUUUGUUUUCCCUCUUUUCUUUCUUAUAUUUCCAUUACCCUCUUUCCUAUUUCCCUCUUUCGCAAUUCCCUUUCUCCAAAUGAUCUUUCCACCUUUCUUAUCUAUUUCUCUCGCUCAUUAUUUAUAUGAACUUGUUCUCUUUUCAUUCUUUCUUUUCUUUCCUUCCAUUCCUUAA
Molecule: messenger RNA, 1527 nt
Organism: Acanthosepion pharaonis
Lineage: Eukaryota; Metazoa; Mollusca; Cephalopoda; Sepiida; Sepiidae
Source: the annotation of a GenBank genome assembly